UCAAAAUUGCUUAGUUGACAUACAUGAUAUCUAUGAUAUUUUAUUACAAUUAGCCUUAGUUUGUGCGUACGUCUGUCUGAGCAGCUAAUUAAGCAAGCUUUUUUUAACUCUAAGCGAUGAUGACAGGGGAAGAAAGUGUCUUCAAGAUGAUAGAAAUAUAUACGCCCACCCAACAAGCUAUGAGCAAGCAAGCAAAAGCUAGCAGGAGAUGGCAAUGGUGGACGCCGAGGCUCCCUUUCUCGAGGCCAGGGAGGAGCCGCUGGCCGGCGUCUCCGACUUCCGCGGCCGCCCCGUCUACCACGCCACCUCAGGCGGGUGGCGCUCCGCCAUCUUCGUCGCCGUGGUGGAGGGCGCCGGCAGCUUCGCCUACUACGGCGUGUCGGCUAAUCUGAUCACGUACUUGACGGGGCCGCUCGGCCACUCCAACGCUGCGGCAGCUGCGGCUGUGAACGUCUGGACGGGGACGGCCAGGCUCUUGCCACUGUUAGGCGCCUUUGUCGCCGACUCCUGGCUAGGCCGCUACCGCUCCAUCAUCCUCGCCUGCACCCUCUACGUCCUGGGUUACGGCAUGAUCACUCUAGCAUCCACGCUCCUUGCUCAGCAACCGUCACUAACCCUGGACAAUGACUCCUCUCCGCGUCCUUUGUCGUUGCAAGUGGCCUUCUUCUACGCCUCCCUCUAUCUCAUCGCCUUCGCACAGGGUGCUGACAAGCCUUGUGGCCUUUCCUUUACCGCCGAUCAAUUUGACCCUGACCACCCUAGCGAAUGCGCAGCCCGCAGCUCCUUUUUCAAUUGGUGGCACUUUUCCAUAGCCGUUGGUAUAGGUAUCGCCAUUAAUGUCGUAAGCUAUAUCCAAGAGAAUUUUGGUUGGGGAAUUGGUUUUGGCAUGCUAUGCACCGUAAUGAUUUGCGCCUUCGUCGUGUUCCUCCUUGGCAUUCCUACCUACCGCCUCCACAUGUCCAUCGCUGGCUGCGGUAGCCCCUUUGCCCGUCUCGGCCGUAGUUUCAUUACUCUUGCCAAGAACUCAAGCUUCUUCUUCCGCACUAAAAGACACCAAAAUGAAGAUGAAGAUGUCACAAGAAACUUGGAGGAGGCACGUGGCAUGCUAAGGCUAUUGCCAAUCUGGGUUGCAUGCCUAGCAUUUGGCGUGGUGUUCGCGCAAAUAACUACACUCUUUAACAAGCAGGGCUGUACCCUUGAUCGUCGUAUCUUUGGCGGCCUAGAGGUACCAUCAGCCACGUUGCAAACGUUCUGGCCAGCAGCCGUCCUAUUGUUCGUGCCUCUCUACGACCGUGUUCUAGUGCCGGCAUUGCGUUGCGUGACAGGCAUCCCAUCAGGACUGACGCUGCUGCAGCGAAUAGGCACGGGCAUGGCCGUGUCGCUAGCCGCCAUGUGUGUGGCGGCGUUGGUGGAGGCUCGGAGGCUAGAGAUGGCGCGGCAACACGAACUGGUUGACGAUGGUGGUGCGACAGUGCCGAUGAGCUGGGCAUGGCUAGUGCCACAGUACAUGAUGGUCGGGGUGGCGGAUGUGUUCGUGAUAGUUGGGAUGCAGGAGUUCUUCUAUGACCAGAUGCCUAAAGAGCUUCGUAGCCUUGGGAUAGCGCUCUACUGCAGUGUGAUUGGCGUUGGCGGCUUCAUAAGUGGCGCUCUCAUUUCACUCAUUGACCGCAUCACCCGUAGCGAUGGCGGCGACAGCUGGUUUUCUGAUAAUCUCAAUCGCGCCCACCUCGACUACUUCUACUGGGUGCUCGCCGGCCUCAGCGCCACCGAGCUUGUGCUCUACAUCUAUUUCGCUAGAUCCUACGUCUACAAGGACAAAAGAGACCGUGCAGAGUGACAACCUAGAAUUAGGAGUGGUUGUAUUUAUGCAUCGAUCGAUGUAGUGGAUGAUCAGCAAACAUAUUUUUUUUACUCCACUGGACUGUGGUAACUUAUGUGGUAUUUGAAGAAUAUGUAUCUUUGGUUGGUUUAUAUGAUACCUGUUUACGUUUUAGUUUUUCUGCUGGAUCGCACUUGGCUUUGUAAUAAACUUGUGCAUGUAUAAAAAGCAAUAAAACCUUUCCUUUACAAGGAAAACCCGAUCGGUAAAGAAGC
This is a messenger RNA of Triticum dicoccoides, 2094 nucleotides long. RefSeq names its product protein NRT1/ PTR FAMILY 5.10-like. The transcript is spliced from 3 exons. Lineage: Eukaryota; Viridiplantae; Streptophyta; Magnoliopsida; Poales; Poaceae. The coding region runs from base 209 to 1837 and encodes 542 amino acids. Gene Ontology annotation, biological process: transmembrane transport. The record is from RefSeq and is a predicted model, not a curated record. Gene Ontology annotation, molecular function: transmembrane transporter activity. Gene Ontology annotation, cellular component: membrane.